AUGAGUAUUACCUACGAUAAAGUUAAUAAAAUAUGGUCUAGUGAAAGAGAAGAUCCCAUUUAUAGUGAGAGUACAUCAUUGGGACAAAUUGUCUAUCAACAAUUGCAAAAUUUUCCCAAUAAAGUGAUACAGAUCGAUGAUACAAAUAAUACCAAAGUAACGAGUCAGCAAACAUUACUCUGGGGCAUACGCAUAGCACAACACUUGAGAAAACUACAGUUGAGCGAGAACGAUGUUAUAAGCAUUGUGGCUAGCAAUACGACAUAUGUCCUACCCGCCGUACUGGGUUGUCUGUUUAAUGGUACACCAAUACAUACAGUUAAUCCAAAAUUGGACUUGGACACUAUUUCCCAUUGUUUAAAUAUAACCAAACCGAAAUUAAUAUUCUGCGAUGGAGAUAACUAUGAAUUAUUACAAAAGGCAUCAAGUUCGUUUAGGACUAAGUUGUAUACGUUAUCGGGACAUGUAAAAGGUGUAACCAAAAUUGAAGAUCUAUUGGAAGUUACAACAACCGAAAAUUCAUAUAGACCUGUAAAGUUAUCCAAGGGAAUUCAUCAAACCGUAGCAAUUCUUUGUUCUUCGGGGACAACUGGCAAGCCUAAAGCCGUUUGCAUUUCAUCUUCACUGUUCCUCAUACACGAUUGGGUCAAUAACUAUGACAGCGUUCUCUACAUAUCCAGUGGUAUUGAUUGGAUUACCGGCAUAUUUUUCCUUUACAGCAGCUGUAUACGAGGCUUUACAAGGAUAAUAUUUAACAAAAGUUUUGAAGCAGGUCACUUCUUGGAAAUUCUUCAUAAAUACAAAAUUACUACAGCUUUCCUAUCAUCCCGCUACGUUGCUGCAUUGGUUCAGCAUCCGAAUGUAUCCCGCGAAUCUCUAAAACACUUGAAAGCCAUAACAUUUGGUGGUUCGACGCUGAGUGAAGUAAAUUCGGAAAAAUUAAUACAAAUAUGUACUGAAAGUGCACAAAUUGGCUUUUGUUAUGGCAGCACAGAAAUGGGUCCAAUAACCCAAAGAUUGGAAAAACGGAAAUUCAAUUCAGUGGGAAAAUUAUUCAAUAAUCUUCAAAUGGCCAUUGUUACCGAUGACGGGCAGCAUUGUGGCCCAAAUGAAAUUGGAGAAAUUGUAAUCAGAAUGCCUCAUCCAUGGAAUGGUUAUUACAAUAACCCCCUUGAAACUGAAAAGGCCUUUGAUAGUCGGGGAUGGUUCCACAGUGGAGAUUUGGGUUAUGUAGAUGAUGAGCAUGAUUUAUUUAUUGUCGAUCGUAAAAAGGAAAUUUUGAAAUAUAGAGGCAUGCAAUUUUCAACAAAUGAAAUUGAAGGAGUCAUUGCUGAGCUGCAGGGGGUUCGUGAUGUCUGUGUGGUAUCUAUGGUUAAUGAAACCGAUGGUGAUUUGGCGGGAGCUUUGGUAGUAUUGGCUGAGGGGUGUACUUUAAAGGAGCGACAUAUUAUCGAACAUGUCAAGAAACGCCUGGUGUCACCGCAUAAACAUCUCAAUGCCGGAGCCUACUUUGUUGACAGGUUACCUCAGAAUUUAAAUGGUAAAUUAAUUAAGAAAGAAGCCAGAGAAUUAUUGAAGAUAUUGUCUCAGAAAAAUCAUUAG
This is a messenger RNA of Musca vetustissima, 1602 nucleotides long. RefSeq lists its product as uncharacterized. Gene Ontology annotation, molecular function: long-chain fatty acid-CoA ligase activity. The transcript is spliced from 5 exons. Lineage: Eukaryota; Metazoa; Arthropoda; Insecta; Diptera; Muscidae. Gene Ontology annotation, biological process: long-chain fatty acid metabolic process; fatty-acyl-CoA biosynthetic process. The record is from RefSeq and is a predicted model, not a curated record. The coding region runs from base 1 to 1602 and encodes 533 amino acids.